Messenger RNA from Labrus mixtus (cuckoo wrasse), 2131 nucleotides. RefSeq names its product RNA-binding protein 4.1-like. Gene Ontology annotation, molecular function: zinc ion binding; mRNA binding. The transcript has 4 exons. Gene Ontology annotation, cellular component: cytosol. The record is from RefSeq and is a predicted model, not a curated record. Lineage: Eukaryota; Metazoa; Chordata; Actinopteri; Labriformes; Labridae. The coding region runs from base 104 to 1249 and encodes 381 amino acids.
UGAAUUAGGAAGUGGAAGAAAAGACGCGGCAGGAGCUUCGUCAUUCCACUUUUCAUUCAUUGGUGUCGAGGCCUACGUCGUUUCAGAGGAAACACGGAACAUCAUGGUGAAAAUUUUCAUCGGCAACUUGGCGUGCAACGCCACAGCAGAUGAACUGCGUGAACUCUUCGAGAAGUACGGCAAAGUCACAGAAUGUGACAUUGUCAAAAACUACGGUUUUGUGCACAUGAGCAACACGUCUGAGGCAGAGGAGGCCAUCCAAAACCUCCACCAGCAAGAGCUGCACGGCUGGCGCAUGAACGUGGAGAUGAGCAAAGGGAGGCCCAAGUCCACCACCAAGCUGCAUGUCAGCAACCUCGGUGAAGGCGUUGACACUGAAGUCCUGAAGGCCAAGUUUGCAGAAUAUGGCCCGGUGGUGGAGUGCGACAUAGUGAAAGACUACGCCUUUGUGCACAUGGAGCAAAUGGAGGACGCCAUGGAGGCCAUCGAUAAGCUGGACAACACGGCCUUCAAAGGCAAGCUGAUGAGCGUACAGCUGUCCACCAGUCGGCUUCGCACCGCCCCGGGAAUGGGAGAUCAUACCGGCUGCUAUGUCUGCGGGAAACAUGGUCACUGGUCGAAAGACUGUCACAUCAGUCGGAACGGUAGAGACGGUGAUGGCUCAAGAGGUCGCAGGGGCCCCCCACGCGGUCCCCCAGGUUAUGGCAGGGAGAGCUACGGAAAUGCCCCGCCUCCUGCAGAUGAUUACAUGGGUGGCUAUAGUCGGGCAAGUUACGUAGGUGGGAUACCGCCUCCCCCUCGUAGACUCAGCGGCUACGGUGUUGAGCUUGGGGAUCGGUACGCAGGCAGAGUGGCAAGCUCCUAUCCUGAGAGGCCACCGGCUUAUGAUCGUGAACGCCUCUAUAGCAGUUAUGACUACUAUGAGAAGUACAGAGCUCGCCCUUAUGGCUCGAGCUAUUUCGAAGAUCGUCGCAUGUCCUAUAUCCCCCCUCCCCCUCCUCCCCCUUCCUCUCUCUCAAAGCUUCCCUCCAGUUUAGAUCCAUACGACCGUCGCCCUUUGCCUCCUUCAUCGGCCUCCGCAGCUGCCGCUUACUACGCACGGGACCGCAGCCCGAUCAGACGAGUACCCGUGUCCUCGGCGAGCUACGCCUACGAGCGAACACGCCUUUCUCCUGUGUCAGCCGCCAGGAGCUCCUACACUGCUCCACGACCCAAGGAUCAUUACACGCCACGCUACACGCCUUACUGAAGCUGAGGUGCCAAGGUUUGUUUGUGAACUUCAGGACUUUUCCUUCGUUGUCAUUUUUUUUCAAGCUUCAGGAUUCCAUCAGCAGAGAAUAAAGAUCUGGAAUGAGAUUUUUCAGGCACCUGAGACGCCAGUAACCUGCAGACAAAUCAUCUUUUCAGAUGCAUAAAGGUUUGCAAACUGCGUUGACACUUGUGAUGUAUAAAAACAAUAAUUCACUCACUUUUUUUUUUAGAGUUUUUUUAACGUCUUACAUGUUUCUUCCUCACAUGAAGCAAAUUCUAAACUGUAGAGAAAGUGAAUAGUUUGGCUUCUGUUCAUGUUUGGUUGAUGUAUGUGAACAUUGACUUCUCUGUUUUUGAUCGAGAUGAGGGAUAUCUUUUUCUGUUUUGAAUCUUAUCUUCCUUCAUGGCCUCUGACUUGUCGGUUAUAUCGAUGGAUGUUUUUACAAAAAUGCUGAGAAAGUAAAAAGAUGAAUCCAGAGUCUUCGGUUUGGAUCUGUUUUAAAGAAUCGAUCUAAAACAUUCCAGCCUCUUAAUUUUUUUCUCUGACUACAAUGUGUGUCUACAGAAUAUUCAGCAUCAUUUUCAAAAACAUCUUUACAUCGUUAACUCUCAGCUGACAACGAACAAUAAGCUUUCUUGUCGUUCGUUCUUGUCUGGGGUGGAUGGGCACCGUCUCUGAAGCGGCGAUAAAUAAACAGAAAUGUGAGGCAGGAGGACGUUCCUGUGUUUUGAUAAAGAUGCCUUUGUUUGUUUUGCAUAUAUUAAAGGUGGAUUUGAAGUUUGUAUUUUUCAUACUAGCUGUAAAAGCACCGACACAAAUUAAGAAAAUCUAAAGUGGAAAUGAUUUUUAAUAAAGCCAAUGUUGUUUUGGUGAUGUUGA